Arachis duranensis is the source of this 1814-nucleotide messenger RNA. RefSeq lists its product as uncharacterized. The transcript has 5 exons. The record is from RefSeq and is a predicted model, not a curated record. Bases 270 to 1604 code for a protein of 444 amino acids. NCBI's taxonomy places the organism in Eukaryota, Viridiplantae, Streptophyta, Magnoliopsida, Fabales, Fabaceae.
UUUCUAAUAGUUCACAUCUCCCAUUGCUAAAUGCUCCUUGGAAACUAAUUAUAAUUUCAAAGUUGUUUACUUUCCUCGUGUUUGGUGCAAAGUGCAUACGCUUCUUUUGAUCUAUUCAUUUGGGGUUCUUUGACUUGCCCCUUUUAUUGCAGAGUGUUGGAGGGUUUUCCCCAGGAAAAUUGAGGAACAUUCUACUUGGUGUGGAGAAGAGAAGGAAAGAAGAGGAAGAGCUUGAUUCCACUUUCACCGCGAGAUCUCUCAACUCCGACAUGGAUGAAUCUGGUGGUAGCAGUUCUGAUCACUGUAAAGAUGUAGACGUGGUGAGUGUCCUUCCUGAAUGUUCAACCUCUAAUGUAAAGGAUAAUGCCAUAAUAACUUCAAGGCAUAGAAUACUAGAUGAUCCUUCCUUGGAUUAUGAUAGUGGCCAUGAUACUAUGAUCAUGUCCUCGCCAAUGUUCGAAUUUCAAAGGGCUGAGCGAGCUUCACAGAGAGUGCCCUUGGGACCUUUCUCAAAACCAGCACCAUCUAAAUGGCAUGAUGCAGAGAAAUGGAUAGCAAGUCCAACAUCUAAUAGGCCGAAAACUGGACAGACUCAGGGGCAAGGUGGGCAAGUAGGAUCUCGAAAGGUACCUGGUCUUACCCAUGCAAGCCGCCAGUCUUCUAUGAAGGUUAUUGUUGAAGUUCCAGACCAAAAAGAAAUUGGUUUAGAUGAACCAGAUACCAAGCAAAUGGAUACAGAUCAAACUAAGAUGGAAAGUGGAGGACACAAGUUUGUGAAUUGGGAAGCCGAUCCCUAUGCCAUUGCAAAUUCUUUCGUUAGUCACAGCCAGCAUAGUUCAUCCAUUGCCAUUCAAAGCGCAACAACAUUCGUUCCUCCCCCUUCAACGGCUCGGUCUGUAUCAAUGAGAGAUAUGGGUACAGAAAUGACCCCUAUUGCUAGCCAGGAGCCAUCAAGGACAAGCACACCCUUGAGGGCGACAACCCCGACUCGAAGCCCAAAUUCUUCCCAUCCUUCUACUCCUGCCAGAGCUGCUCCUACAUCACCUUUAGCUGAUCCUUGCAAUGAUCAUCUAAGUCCCAGCAAGAAUGAAUUAUCCGAAAAGGAGCUACAAAUGAAAACCAGGAGAGAAAUAAUGGCCCUCGGGACACAACUAGGCAAAACAAACAUUGCUGCUUGGGCUAGCAAAGAAGAGGAGGAUAAGGAUGCAUCGACUUCACUGAAAAAUAAAACAGCUGAACCUAGUAGGAAUGUUGUUGAAGCACGAGCAGCAGCAUGGGAGGAGGCUGAGAAGGCCAAGUAUAUGGCCAGGUUUAGGCGUGAGGAGAUGAAAAUUCAAGCAUGGGAAAAUCAUCAGAAAGCAAAAACAGAAGCCAAAAUGAGGAAAAUUGAGGUAGAGGUUGAAAGAAUAAGGAGCAAAGCACAUGAUAAGCUCAUGAAUAAACUAGCAACUGUAAGGCACAAGGCUGAGGAAAAGCGAGCAUCGGCGGAAGCCAAUAGAAAUCGUGAAGCUGCGAAAACUGAAGAACAAGCAUCAUAUAUACGAAGAACCGGCCAUGUUCCUUCCUCAUAUUUACCCUUUUCUUGCUGCAGAUGGUGCUCUUAAAAGAAAGCAAGCACAGAGUUUCAUUAUUCUGUUGGUAUGCAAUGUGUUUUUGCUGCUUACUUCUAAGCAUGUUAAUUAUGCCUCUUGUAUUACCCUCAUGGUGUAAGAUGACACAAUGGUUUUCUUGUUGAUAUACCUACUUUUUAUUUUCCAUAUUUCUUCUAAAACUAGCUCAUAGUAAAGAUAUAGCUUCCAAAAAAUGUUCUGAUC